Messenger RNA from Lepisosteus oculatus (spotted gar), 3506 nucleotides. The record is from RefSeq and is a predicted model, not a curated record. Lineage: Eukaryota; Metazoa; Chordata; Actinopteri; Semionotiformes; Lepisosteidae.
GUGCCGUGCGGCUCAGCUGACCGAAAAACUUUCCUCACAUGACUCGGGCUCCGGAUAGGCGACUGCGGGGCACCUAUGUACUGAGCUCGGAGGUGACGAGAGACGGUGCACGGACAGGUCUUCUGACUCGGCUGCGAAUCCAGUUUGUUGCCCUUUCCUGCCCUGCUGUCCCGUAUGUCACAGCCUCUGUGUUAGAAGGCGUGAGAAGGGUUUCUGGGAGUGAUGCCUUCUAAUAAGUCUGUGUCGGACGCUCCCAUCACACAGUUCGUUAACUGCAGGAUCCUGAAGGACCACCAGCUGCAGAGGGAGGACCUGUGGGUCCGGGAGGGCAAGAUCCUGAACCCGGAGAAGCUGUUCUUCGAUGAGGAGGGCUCUGCGGACGCGCAGGUGGACUGCCACGACAGCAUCAUUGCUCCCGGUUUCAUCGAUGUUCAGAUAAACGGUGAGGCUGAACCUUGCUCGGGAAAUGGCGGAGGGGUGGCCCCGUGGGUAAGGAUCUGCGCCUGUGGCUGGAAGGUUGACGGUUCAUAUCCCCCGGCCGGCAGAGGAAUCCUAGCUCUACAUUCUGUGAUACCUUUAUUUACCCUGAUUGCAAACCCAUCAGGCCCUCAUUUUAAGGACUGCAGUGAUGAAAUAUUGUGUAUUGUACUUUGGGGUGGCUCAGUUAUUCCCCUGGUUCCCCCUUGCGUCCCAGGACACUCCGUUGCCAAUCUGUCCCAGGCGGAGGAGGCAGUGCGAGAGGGCGCGACCUUCAUCACUCACCUCUUCAACGCCAUGCUGCCCUUCCAUCACAGGGACCCGGGCAUCGUAGGCCUCCUGACUAGCGAUCGUGUGCCUACCGGGCGCACUGUCUUCUAUGGCAUGAUCGCAGAUGGCAUCCAUACGAACCCCGCUGCCUUGCGCAUCGCCCACCGCGCCCACCCAGCAGGCCUGGUGCUGGUGACUGAUGCCAUCACUGCUAUGGGGCUGCCCCCCGGGCGUCACACUCUGGGGCAGCAGGUCAUCGAGAUUGAGGGGCUCAACGCCUACGUUGCAGGAACCAAGACCCUGAGUGGCAGCAUUGCCACUAUGGACAUGUGUGUCAGGCAUUUCCUGCAGGCCAGUGGCUGCACUGUAGAGGCGGCACUGGAAGCAGCGUCCCUCCACCCAGCCCAGCUGCUGGGCAUCAGCCAGCAGAAGGGCACACUGGACUACGGUGCAGAUGCAGAUUUUGUCCUGCUGGACGACAGCCUAGACGUCAAAGCUACGUACAUCGCAGGGGAGCAGGUCUGGGAGAAAUAACCACUCCCUGCCCCCAGAAUGGAGCUGCACUGCUUCGUUGGAGAUCAGCGCUGGCACUAGGGGGCACUCUUCUUCUAGAGAGCAGAGGGCCGUGACUCCACCACAAGGGGUGGCCCGUGAUGUGGAUUUAAUUAUCAUUCUGUGGGACUUGUGAUUCUGCUGAGCAGUGAUGAGUCUGGACAGCACCCAUCCGAGAAGACAUUGGUUAAUAUUGAAAAAGGAUGGAGGAGGCCCAUUGUAAACCUACUGUACAGUUUUUUAAACACGAACCAAAUGAGCCAUAUAGGAAUGAUCACUUUAAAGUUUAACGAAGGUGUAGUGUGUGAAAAGAAUCAGACGUUUGAGAGGGUUUGUAUUUUGAGAGGGCUUCUUAUAGAGAGUACAACCUAGCGAUAAGGACAAAUUAAUGUAAGGGGGUGAAAUCGACGAAUACACCACACUAGGGUGAAAAAAUUAAAAAAUUAUGGCCAAACGCAGUCUGUGGAUAGCUGCACAUGUUAACCAUGUGCCUUGAGCUGAUCCUGAAAAUGUCAUGUCGUGGAUACUUCAUUAAGUGGGACAAGAGACCGCCUGAUAUGGCUCUUGGAUACAUGCUUUCCUGGCAACCACUGACCUACCACAGGGUUCUCUUCUAGUCCAGGGUCUGGGCUGUGUGCCAGGCUCAAAUCUGGGGAGUAGAUCCCUCCUCCCACUCCAAUCCUAUAACCGAGUCACGAGACACUUCCUUCACUGUUGGUUAGCAAAGGGCAGAAUAAGAACCGUUCAGUCCCGUCCCCUUGCCAAGCAGACAAAACGAGCCCAGCAGGAACACACUUCUUCCACACACCAUGUCUUCACCCUGUGACGCAGGGCAAACAUCUGGCAACUCUUGUCAGUUCAGUCUGCUCAAAACAAAACCGCUGGCUGAGAGUCUUUAAUGUACCUGUACACCACUGGCAGUAUAGAAGAAAGCACAGGUUGAAACGUUUCCUGUUUUGUGAUCUAUUUUGUAAUAUUACAGUGCCAUCAUUUUAUGUACUAGGAUUAGUAGCAUUAAAAAGGAGUGCCUUGAGUUCAGCAUCACAAAUGAACCUGCUGUUGACUUCACAUAUGCAAAGCGACCACUAAUUGGCAGUAUGGUCUUCAGAUGACCAGAGUUAAGAAAGCACUGUCCUCGAUUUAUAAAGAUAAGGCUUUGCUUUCCAAAGAAUUCCAAAGCACUUUACAUAUAGGAAGGGAACCACUUGAGAAGCACCGCUAUGUAAAUUAAACAUAUAUUCAUCCAGAAAACUGGCAUUUGUUCAUGGUGUAGAAAUAUAAAUGAAAUGGCAAUUCCUAUGCAUAAAGCAAGUCCGUUUUUUAUCCUUCAGACUAGUUACAUGGUCCUUACGAUAGUGCUUAAAUUGUACAGACUUAAAGGAGAAGGAGAAAAACCCAAGAAAAAGAUCAUUUGUACCAAACUAGAAAGUCUGUCGUCUUCAGCGAAUGGGGAAAAAAAAGACUUCAAAAGCUUUAGCUGUAAGACAGUGGAUGGGUCCAUUACUCCAGCAUAGUAUUAAAUUAAAUGUCAUACUCAAAGCUGUGACAUUCCAUAUUAUAGUAUAAAGGGACAUUUCAACUACAAUGUAUAAAUUGUAUGUUAUAUGGUCAUUUAAAAAACAUAAGCCAUUGUGAUAUUUUCUGUUCUCGAGGAGAAAGAAGGUGUCUUUUUAUUUGUGUUGCCUGUUUCACGUACCUUAAGUGUGAAAAUUGCUCGCUCUCGAUUGCGUUUAGGGAAGCGUUUUAGCGUAACACAAUGCUUUGAGAUCCAGAGGCAUUAAAACUUUAAAUCUGUGCAACACAGAUAUCCUUCCCCGCUCUCAGAUAUACUGCUGCAGUCUGCAAAAUAUUAUCAUGACAACCAUAUUAGACAAAGCCAGAGAGAAAUGUGCAUCAUGGGGAAAAAUGUACAUCUGUUUUCUGUUCCAGUUCACUUCAUACAAGAACUAAAGACUCUUAAUAUAAAGCUGUACAGUCAGAUCAUCUGUUUCUCUUGUUCCUGGUGAUGACUCUUUUUAAACAGUGAAACCACAUGACCUGUGUCUGAGUGGGAUACUGCAAUAGAAUCCAUUCAAUAAAAGGAAAAACAAGGACUAUAAAAUGCUGUUAGUCUUGAAGCUAAGGUUAAAAGGGCCUGGACGAUUCAGAUAAAAAGCCUUUUAAUUACAGGGUUUUUUUUUAAAUAAAUGAAAAAAUAAUGGAAAUUU